UAAGAAAUUUAAAUGAAUCCUUUCCAGAUGCACAACUUGAAACUGGUUUACGUACAUUAUCUAAUUUGGUUAUGGAGAACGAUGAAGAAAAUAUGAAGAAUUUUGGAGUUACAUUAAUUCCAGUAUUAAAUGUAUUAAAGCAAAACAGAGAGGAUACCAAAGUUAUUUUCUUAUUAUUAGAUAUAUUGUGUUCAUUAUGUCGUUUAAAUGCUAAUGCUAAAAUAUUUGCUGAAAAUAAUGGAAUAGAAACAACUAUAAACGUGAUACAAUUAUAUGAUUAUGACAUAAACUUAUUAUCAU
Molecule: messenger RNA, 300 nt
Organism: Plasmodium reichenowi
Lineage: Eukaryota; Apicomplexa; Aconoidasida; Haemosporida; Plasmodiidae
Exons: 1
Source: RefSeq, a predicted model, not a curated record